AGUGAUACGCGGCAUUUGUCUGCUGUCCCAUUUAUUCGAUUCCGGUUUGGUAGAGAUUGGCUUUCAGUUUACUUUACGGAUUUUCCGAGUCAACAACGCAAGCAGGACCCAACGCCAUGCGGGGUUCGAUGGCCGUUUGCCGUUUGCUGUUCUCGUUCCCGUUCCCGUUGCCGUUGCCGUUGCCGCUGCAGUUUUCCUCGUUUUUCCGGUUGUUCUGCUGUGGCCAGUGUGCAGUGCCUUCCUGGUGCCUUUCCCUAGGGACUGACUAGUGACCCGGCAGCUUUCCAGCGGGUGUCCAUGGGUCAACGCUGAAUCUUUUGGACAAAGCCAAAGGAACAAAUGUGAUUUGUGAUAAAAGCCAAUGUGAAGUCCACUGGCAUUUCCCCCACCCACAAAAACAACAAAAACAAACACAAAACAGCAACAGGAACGUCACAACAACUACGUCACAGGCUCACGAUACCCUGCACAUCAUUAAGAGUACAAAUAAAACCCCAAGGAUUACCCAUUUAAUUGAAUUUCAAUAUGGAUUUCGAUCAGAUUUUGGCCAAAUGUGGCGAUUUCAAUCGCUAUCAAUUCAUGAUUCUUGCCCUUUUUGGCUUUAUCAAUAUCAUCGUAUCGAUGCAUUACUUUACCCAGACAGUCAUUAGUUUUGUGCCAGAUCAUUGGUGCUAUCACGAUAAGUUGGUGAAUAUGACCUACAAGGAGAUUGCCGAUAUCUAUGCCCAGUUCGAGGAACCCUCGUGCACACGCCUGGAGGAUAUCAACGGCCAUAAUGCCACUGUCAGCCAGGAAAAGUGCGAGAGAUGGAUCUAUAACUAUGAUUUUGGUUAUAGAUCAAUGAACACAGAGUUAAAUUGGGUUUGUGAUUCCGCCUACAAGGCACGCAUUGGCCAGUCGCUGUUCUUCAUUGGAUCCGUCGUGGGCACGCUCUUCUAUGGCCUCCUCUCCGACAAAAUAGGACGCGUCCCAGCGUUGAUUCUCUCAAAUUUCUGUGGCUUUGCCGGUGACUUUUCCACGAUCUUCACGAAGAGUGUAGGCACCUUUACACUCUGCAGAUUUAUAUCUGGAUUGGCAGCAGACACGAACUUCUAUCUCAUGUACAUUAUAGUGCUCGAAUAUAUACGCCCCAGCAUGAGGACAUUGGGUCUCAAUAUGGCCGUGGGUCUGUUCUACUGUAUGGGUCUCGUGUUCACCCCUUGGCUGGCGGUACUCGCGGGCCAUUGGCAGAUCUACCUCGCCUGCACCUCGCUGCCCAUCCUCCUGGUGGUGCUGUACUAUUUCGUGGUGCAGGAGAGCGCCCAGUGGCUGGUGACGCGCAACGACAUCGAUGGGGCCAUCGUGCGGCUAAAGCGCGUGGCAAAGUUCAAUGGAUGUCGCGUGACCCAGGCGGAGUUCGAUGAGUUCCGACGCCACUGCCAGAUGACUCGCGAGAUGCAGGGCGGCGAUGAGAAGAAGACUGCAACGCUAUUGGACAUGUUCCGAACGCCGCGAAUGCGCAAGAAUACGCUUAUACUGUUCUUCAAGAGCAUGGUUAUCACUCUCUGCUAUGAUGCCGUCUCUCGAAAUGUCGAGGGCAUGGGCAUUUCGCCGUUCAUCAUGUUCUCGCUAAGUGCGUUGGCCGUGCUGCCUUCCAGUAUACUCCUCGUCCUGCUGCAGGACCGCAUUGGACGCAAGGGCAUGGCUUCGGGCUCCCUGCUGGUGGGUGGCCUCUUCACGGCCGCCGCUGGCAUAGCCAUCGCGUACCAGCAGCACAACCACAAUGCCAUACUCCUUGCCUGCCUCACGAUUGCCGCUAGGUUUGGUGUGGCCAUCUCCUACGAAUCGGGCUCCCAGUACGCCACGGAGCUCAUUCCCACGUGUGUGAGGGGACAGGGUGUGGCCGCCGUGCAUGUGGCAGGGUUUGCGGCAUCCUUCCUGGCGCCCUACAUCCUCUGGCUGGGAACCUUCUUCAAGGCGGCGCCAUCGAUCAUUCUGGGAGUGCUGUUCUUUGCGGGAUCCUUUGUGUGCCUUUUGCUGCCAGAGACACUGAAUAGGAGCCUACCCACCACCAUCGAGGAGGGCGAGGUCUUUGGCAAGGGCGAGCGCAUGUUCGAUUUCCCGUGCCUCCAGCACAACCACGACGACGACGAGGAGGCCGACUCGGCGCUGGAGAAGUACAAGCGUAAGCAUUCGCUGAUCGAUGCCAAGCAAAUGGAGUCCUCAUCGAAUGGCAAGCGCAAGCAGUCCCUCAUCGAUGCCGAUCGCGAGGAGCAGGCCCUCAAGGAUGCCAAGCACUGAAAGAGCAAGGAAUGGAUUGUCGUUUCAUUUAGUUUUUAGUCUAGCUAAACAAUUGUAUUUGCCUCUAAAAUCCUACUCCCCCCAACAAUUGCCUACGCAAAAGCAUUGUGGUGUGCUCAAAAGCCUUUUCUUAUAUAGAGAUUUAUAUAUAUACAUACUAUAUCUUUAAUCUACAAAAAACCUCUAGCUUGUAACUUUUCUAGAACGUAGAACAUUGUUUUUUCCAAAAGCUCCCAUUGUGUAUAAGAACGGAAUCGUAUAGUUAACACUUAAGCGGCACAAACAUCACUUAAAAUGAAACAAUUUUUGAAUACUUAAUCCUAAGAAUUUUUCAUAUGUAAAUACAUAAUUGUGUAAGCCUCCUUCCCUCCCCUAACUAUUCAAUAUUCACUUCAUAUUAUUUUUUUUGAUUUCGAUCUUUAAUCAAAAUGGAAACAAAAGUAUCGUCUAAAGAAAACUGAUAAUAAUUAUAUAUCUACUAUAUAGAGAAUCAAAAAAACCUAUAAAAAA
This is a messenger RNA of Drosophila persimilis, 2790 nucleotides long. RefSeq names its product organic cation transporter protein. Bases 526 to 2280 code for a protein of 584 amino acids. The transcript has 7 exons. NCBI's taxonomy places the organism in Eukaryota, Metazoa, Arthropoda, Insecta, Diptera, Drosophilidae. Gene Ontology annotation, cellular component: membrane. Gene Ontology annotation, molecular function: transmembrane transporter activity. The record is from RefSeq and is a predicted model, not a curated record. Gene Ontology annotation, biological process: transmembrane transport.